This is a messenger RNA of Entrophospora sp. SA101, 1833 nucleotides long. NCBI's taxonomy places the organism in Eukaryota, Fungi, Glomeromycota, Glomeromycetes, Entrophosporales, Entrophosporaceae. The record is from the annotation of a GenBank genome assembly.
AUGAAGAAAAAAAACAUUUUAUCAGAUCUUGUUAAAUCAUUCUGUGACUUGAAUAAUUUUAAAUUGCCAAGUGACCCAAAAGUUCUAGAAACUAUUCUUCUCCAACCAUUUUGUAUAAAGAUCCCUAUUGAAUCUGAAGUAUAUGAGCAAUGGAAAAGGGAAAUAAUUGACAUCAAUAUUGAUGAUUAUUUUGUUAAUGGUGAUCUAUCAGGUUCUACAGCAGCUGAAUUUAGUGCAGAGUGUGUACAUGCUCUUUCUAGAAGAAUGGAAGGUUCAGAAUUUCGUCUUAUCAGCAAAUUUGAUAAUAUUGUUAUCAAUAUUUGGGAAACUUUAAAGACAUAUCAAUCUUUAGCUAUUGACAUUAACCGAAAUGUUAAAGAUCCAUCAGGGAUUACAAUUGAUUCUUUACAACCAGAUGUACUUGUAUGGGUUCAAGAUGCAUUGGUUUUCAAAGCAGAAAAAAAGAAGGAUGGUAAUUUUAGUGUAGUAAUGGAGGAAUUAAGGGAUAAAAUGAAGGAUUGGAAUUUGGUAUCAUGUGGAAAUCUUCCUUAUAUUCUCUCAUAUGGUGCAGUAAAGGAAAAUCUUCAAUUCUUUGCCAUUACUAAAGAUUCCAAUUUGAUGUCAAUUUCACCUCGCUAUAAUAUUUCUACAUUUGCUGGUGCAGCAACCCUACUUCCAGAAGUUCCAUUUCCCUUCUUAAAAACUUUUGAUAGACAAAGUGGUGCAUCUAUUACAUUUGUCUCAAGUGAUCAUAUCCAAAAAAAAAUAAAGAAUUUUGAAGAUUAUAUUUACAGUGACAUAGAAACUUUACAAGAAGUUUAUAAAAUAAUUGAAUCAUACAGCAACCAAAAAGAUAUUCAAGAAUUAAAAACUGCAAUAUAUCAAAUACUUAAGGUCCUUGAGAUUGUUUAUGAUUCAGGUUAUGUACAUCGAGAUUUGAGUUGGGAAAAUAUUUGGAAAGAUAGCCAUGGAAGAUUCAUUGUUGGUGACUGGGAACAUUCUGGAAGGUUGGACAAUAUUCCAAAAUUUGUUAUUCAAUGGUGGGCACCAGAAUUACAUAAUACACCUACAUCACCAUAUACAGACAAAGCAGAUAUAUAUCUUGUUGGAAAUUUGCUAAAUACAUUGGAUGUAUUAUUAUCAAAUGAAGCAGUAGCAUUCUGUUCACUCUUGAUGAAAAAUAACCCAAAUGAACGUCCCUCUGCUGUAAAUGCUUUGCAGCAUCAUUCAGAUCAAAAAAAUGAAACGUUAACAACAACACCAUCAUCUAAUGAUGAAAAUAGUGAAAUAGCAUGUCCAAUGUGUACGUUUUUGAAUCAUUCUAGUAUGAUUAGAUGUGAGAUUUGUGAUGCAGAAUUAGAAACUUUUAAUAAAGCAAAUAUUGAUAAUGCUGUAGAGUUAUCAAGAAUUAAAAGCAGCGGUGGACCUAAUCCAGAUUUUAUUAAAUUGGCAUUUCGUGGUGGAGGUGCUAGUGUUUUUUAUGAUAAAUUAAAAAUCGCAAUAUCUACAAAAGAAUGGGAGAAAUCAGAUGACCAAUCAACAUCAAAAUCAACAUCAGCACUUGGAACUGUUCAUAGUGGAAUUAAACAAGAAGAAACUUUAAAUCAAGCCUUUAAAGAUCUGGAUGGAUUGAUGGCAAAAGCAGCAGAAAUGGUUACACUUGCAGAAACUAUAAGUAAUAGAUUGAAUAAAGAAUCACAAGAUUCAGAGGAAUCAUCAGCAGAUGAAACUUUAAAUUUCAGAACAUAUAUGUUAGAAUUGGGUAUUCCAAAUCCAGUGACAAAAGAUUCUGCAGGAUCGAUCUAUCAUAAAGAAUUAGCAAAAUGUGAUUAA